AUGGCCUCCUGCGCGGAGAAGUCCGGUGUGUUCGUAAUGCUGUGGUUACUCUUUCUCUCCUUUAUACCAACUGCUGAGGCAUUUGAUGGCGGGGAUGCCGUCGCUCUUCUUUUAGGGACGACAAUUAUGAUUGUGGGGUUGUGUGCCUGUAUCGGCUGGUACGCACGGAGAACGAACGGACAGCUAUGAGAGGCAGACUGAUAGCGGUCUGGCAACAGGCCUGCUGUCACAAACUGAAAGUGCGUAAUGCGCUGAACAUCGAGAUGCUUAUCUGCCUGAGCUUUGUCCCCCAAAGGUGAAGCGUGCAUCCAAAAUGAUUCCCAUGACUGUUUGCUUUCACUGAAGCAGAGGCGGCAUUGCCUUGUGCGGCUUGAUGCACUGAGAAAGAGGCGCUAAGAGAGAGAGACAACUAGGAAGACGCGGACGAGAGAACGCACCACACCGCGGUCUUCCAAGGAGUAUGAAGAGGUUGACGUUCCCUUGCAAGACGCAAACAAAGAAUGUAACCGUAAUCUGUCUAAACUACGGUUCUGGCUUUUGGAUUUGGUGGAAAUGGUGCAUCCUAUUGCACUGUUGCAGUGUGACAACAUCCUAAAUUUUGGUCAAUAACUGAGUUUGCAACCAGAUGUGACGUCUCCCGACUUCCACUCUUUACGUGUUUCACUUAAUUCUUGUUUUGUUUUGCACUGAAGUAGAAUGAUAGCAUUCACUGGAGAUUGCUUAUUAAUGCUGAGGAUAAGUGCAGACUUUGAUUAAAGGGCGGGUGAUGGUGCACCAUGUCAUAAUUAACGCGCAAAUCUCUUUGUAAAAUAAUGUAAACAAAGAUUAUGGAAUUGAAGGAGGACACUGACACUAGAUUUCCACUAAAAUUGAGCAAAUGCUUCGUUGUCAUAUUGCAGAAUACCUGACUGGCGGGUUUAAACUGCUAAUCGCAAACUGUAUGAUUGCUUGAUCCUGUUAGUCUCGGUAUUUCCAAUGGAACUGUAAAUUGUAAAUACUUGACCUGAAACGCAUAUCCUAUUUAUAAUAACAAUAAUUUGAAUGUGACACCAGUGGAAAUGUGUCUUUUGAAUGAAGGAAGGUAAUCUGUAAAAUGUCAGUAUUGGAACUGUUGUGGAAGUGUGUCCUGGACAAAAGUGAAUCCCCACAUUUCCAACAUUUUUGGUUAACCCUACAUAUGGCAAAGUCAUGUCUACUGAAGUAAAUAAUUAUUUUGGCAAACACUAUUUGCUAGAACCUGAAAAGAAAAAAAAAACCCUUACAUGCUCUUACUAUGUUUAUUGUUUUGUGUAUACUGCUAAAUGGUCUAAAAAACCAAACACAGACUUUAUUAGCCCAUCUUACAUAUAAGGAAUGUCUAAGGAAACUUGCAUUAUGAAGUGAUUUACCCUCUGCUGAUUAUUGUAAUCAGCUUACUCAUGCUACAUAC
Molecule: messenger RNA, 1429 nt
Organism: Megalops cyprinoides (Indo-Pacific tarpon)
Lineage: Eukaryota; Metazoa; Chordata; Actinopteri; Elopiformes; Megalopidae
Product: small integral membrane protein 30-like
Exons: 1
Coding region: 1-189 (62 amino acids)
Source: RefSeq, a predicted model, not a curated record